Penaeus monodon (black tiger shrimp) is the source of this 1224-nucleotide messenger RNA. RefSeq names its product carbohydrate sulfotransferase 1-like. The record is from RefSeq and is a predicted model, not a curated record. NCBI's taxonomy places the organism in Eukaryota, Metazoa, Arthropoda, Malacostraca, Decapoda, Penaeidae. Gene Ontology annotation, molecular function: N-acetylglucosamine 6-O-sulfotransferase activity. Gene Ontology annotation, biological process: N-acetylglucosamine metabolic process; sulfur compound metabolic process.
ACAACACCUGUUAUACAAACGGCUUUGUAUUGCUGUCUCCCCGUCUACUGAUUGUAAAGUCAACAUUUCCCACAGGAAGGCGAAUUCAUAUAAGUUAAAUACGUUAUCAUAUUCUUGUGGUUCCACGAGCUACAUAAUAUGUCAAUGAUCUCAGGACGAACACUGAGGACACGAUGGAUAAAGUCCGUCAUAGUAUACUGUUUCAUCAUCUAUAUAUUCCUUACGGUCGACUACACUCUAUUCUCAAGGCAAAAGCAUCACGGGCAACAUCACGGAGCUACGUCUCAAGCCAAGCGGCCUCACCGCCACAAGCCCCUCCGCCGCACUAACGUCCUCGUGCUGAGUUCGAUGGGCCGCAGCGGGUCCAGCUUUCUCGCGGAGAUCCUGGCUUCGCGGGGCCGGAACGUGUACUUGGUCGAGCCCAUUCGAAGCCUCCCGCAGAGCCAGAUGGUAGACGAGCACUCAGUACGCGAGGAACUCAAAAGCUGCUUCCGCUGUGACCUCCGGCAGGAGUUUCUCCACUUCGGAGACAAGCCUUCCUCUUCGGUCCGGCACCCGUACACCGCCAAGAAGGAUUUCGCAGGCGUCGAUUUGGAAAUCAUUAAGGGAUAUUGUAGGCAAGAGCCCACCAGGAUCGUCAAGACUAUUAGGACUCGCCUGGCUUGGGUGGCGGAGCUCCUGCAGGAGGACCCGAGCUUGAAGGUGGUCCAUUUGGUGAGGGAUCCGCGAGGUUCUCUGAAGUCGGCGGCGAAGGUGAAAUGGCAGUUGAACCCGAAGGAGACUUGUUCGAAGAUCAUGGAGGAUCUCCAAACUCGCCAAGAAAUGGAGAAAAUUUAUCCGAACAGGUACCUCUUCGUCAAGUACGAAGAUUUGGCGCAAGAUGCUUACAAAAAGACAGUCGAAAUCUAUAGUUUCUUAAGAGGCAAAUCUGUCCACCUGCCGAAGAGAGUUAAGAAAUACCUUUGGAAACACUCCAUGAACCUCCAUAAGGCAAAGAAAUCAUUCGGAACUUAUCGCGUGUCCGAAAAGAUUUACCAGCAUUGGCGAAGUUCCAUAACCGAAGCCGAACUGAACACUUACGAAGCCGCCUGUGGUGAUGUCAUUCACGCCUUGGGACACAGGAUAUUCGGAAGCGAGAAAAGGGCGCGCGAUUUGUCGUUAUCCUUAGUUAUUUAGCUGCUUUUGUUCUGGUAAAUUAUGUAAGACAGUUGUUAUUAAAAAGAA